Molecule: messenger RNA, 1715 nt
Organism: Oreochromis niloticus (Nile tilapia)
Lineage: Eukaryota; Metazoa; Chordata; Actinopteri; Cichliformes; Cichlidae
Product: V-set and immunoglobulin domain-containing protein 1-like
Exons: 7
Coding region: 10-1056 (348 amino acids)
Biological process (GO): maintenance of gastrointestinal epithelium; epithelial cell morphogenesis
Cellular component (GO): plasma membrane
Source: RefSeq, a predicted model, not a curated record
GAUACUGUAAUGCAUUUACCCCUUCCUCUUCUAGACCUGCUUGCACGGCGAGCCCACGCUGAGACAGAAAAGUAUAAAGUUCAGUUCUUAGGACGUUCUGUGAGAAUCCCCACAGCUUUUGUAAAGAUGUGCUCUGUGCAGCUCUUGUUGGUGCUUUUAAGCAUUACAGGAUGUGUCGAACUCAUCACAGUGACGACGAUGCAGAAAUACGUCAAUGUGACAAUUGGUGAAAGUGUCCUGCUCGACUGUACGUUUACCACUACAGCGGCGACAACUUCCGGCCUAACAAUCCAGUGGGAAUUUCUCUCAAAAUCCGCCAUGACUGCACAGCAGAUCUUUUACUAUCAGUCAGGACAGGUUGUUAUUCCCAAGUCUUACGAAGGCAGGCUUCAAACUCCAGCUACUCCAGGGGCCACCAUGAAUGCCUCCAUAACUAUCAGAAACAUGCAACCAUCGGACUCUGGGCUCUACACGUGUGAAGUUCACAAUUUGCCCGACGUUGAUGGACAGUCUCAGGCAAAUAUCGUCGUGAAUGUCCUCGAGAAACCAUCUGCUCCUUACUGCGCCGUCCACGGCAAUGUUGAAUCGGGUCACCUGGUCACUCUGACCUGCCACAGUGAGCAGGGAAACCCAACACCAACCUACAACUGGGCCAAACUGGAUCAGACCAAGACAAGGAGGCCUGUGCUGGGAAGAACAACCACAACUGGAAUACUGGAAAUCAAAAACAUCUCCCAGUUUGAGUUUGGGGAGUACCAGUGCAAUGCUACAAAUGUUGUGGGCUUUGCAACAUGCACCAUUGAGCUGAAUCCUGAAGCGGCAGAUGGGGUUAUCGCAGGCGCAGUUAUCGGAGCGCUGCUCGGGUGCGUGCUGAUCGGCCUGGUUGCGUGGUUCAUCGCUCACACAGUGAAGAAACACAAAUACAACGCUGUUAAAACGGCAGAGGCCAACGAGAUGAAGGGGAGCUCUCCUCCAGCCCAGGAGGCCUAUGAGAGCAUUCCCAAUGCAAACACGGCUGACAACCUUCAGGAUGAGGAAGAAGGCCCACAAGCCUAAAUGCCACUUUAAACAGCUACAGCAUUGCAUUAGCAUCACUAUUAUGUAUCCCACUCUUUGUCAUGGAGAGAAUUCAGAUGUAAUGAGAACAAUGGAGCUAAUCUUCAUGUUUGAAUUUGCAUUUUCUGUGCUUACUCAAAUUCUGACAGUUUUACAGCUUUUUUUUUUUUUUCCAAUUUCAGUUAAGUAAUGUUUUAAAUUUCAAUCUUCUUUUUUCUUACAUUGUGUGAAAAAAUAAACUGUAUGAACAUGAUUCUAAUUUUUUUUUACAUAAAAGGAAAAUCAAAUAAAUCACAUUGAUAAUGUCAUGCCUAUACAAAGGGACAUUAAAUCACAGCCCAGUUUUGAAUGUACUGUAUUCCAUAGGCUUUGUGAAUAAUUCUGUAUUGUUUGAUUGCACUCGUGAAUCCUAUGAAUGAUCAAUAUGCUAAGUUACUAACACUGAGGUUGCACUACUUAUAAUGUGCACAACCAGCUCAGUCUAUGAUUUUGUUUUGUCUUUUUUUCUGAUUUUUAUUAUAACCUGUUUUAAACUUUUUUAAAUAACUUUUUUUUUCAGUAGUAACAGAAGUAAUAAAUGUAAGUUUAACCAUCAAUUUGUUUUGUAUCACAUGCAAACUUUACAGAUCAUGAUUAAAUAAAACAUUUCUGAAUCACCA